UCUGCCACAGGUUUUUUAAUUGGUUUAAAGCUAUUUACAACUCAUGUUUUUUCAUGCGGGCGAUGGUGUUUUGGAGGAACGAUUGCUGGAUUUCCUGAGCAGUCCCGCUGAUCCUGAAUGGGAACCAGGGCAACUGCUGGUGCUGCGAGCAUGUAAUAAAUCCUGGCAAGACAAGGCUGGUCCUCUGCUGCUGUCUGGCUGUUCCAACCGCCUGGCCAGCGAAGACGCGCAGGUCCGAGCCGUGGCAGUUUCUGCGUUAGCAGCUUCGACCAGUAGUCGCCCAGAGGAAGAGGACAGGGAAAGUGCUGAUGCAGCGAUGGCCGCAGCAUUGAAGAGUUUGGAGGACCUCUCUGUGGACGUGCGCCGCGUGGCCCUCCGCACCUUGGCGCACGUGGCGGCGCCGGGCAACGCUGCAGCGGUGCAAAGCGCCGCGCGGCUGCUGACGGACCGCGCUUGGCCGGUGCGCUGGGCGGCCAUCGAUGCCGUGGCAUGGCUGGCGCAGGGCGGCAGUCCGAGCACCGUGCGCGUGGCCGUUGAAGUCUUGGCCGUUCGAUUGGAAGAUGUCGAUUGGCCGGUGCGGAUGGCUGCGGCCAUUGGACUGAACAAUUUGCUGCAGUUCCUGGCGGCCAUUUCGGAUGAGAUCAAAUCCGAUGGCCCUGACAGCAAACUGCAAGUGGGUAAGAUCGAUGAUGUGCUGGAUCAGAUGGAGUUACUUCUUGAUCCCUUGUUGAAAAUGCUUCAGGACCCUGCCAAAGAAGUGAAGCAGGCAGCCUUGGACCUUUUGCCCUUGGUGUGUGAAGCUCCCUUCGAGGGCUCCACCAACAGCAUCCCCUCUCUGCAGCGUAUCCUGGAGGAUGUGUCCCUGCCGGAGCAGCUGCGAAACGCGGCGGAGGGAGUGGUGAAGAUGUUGAGAGAGAGACAAGCUGUGGAGGAAACAAAAGCUGGAAGCGGGUUGGGGGGUCGUAGCGAUUGUGGCUGUGCCUAUGAGAUUUGCAGUGAUUUGUUGAAUCGUUUUAGUAAAGCCCCAAGGGAAUUUGCUUUCGACUACGUGAUGGACAGUAGUGAUGCCACAUCUGGAUCAUUUGUAAGUCAGGAAAGGUGCUAUCAGCUGAUGGCUGAAAAGAUGGUGGAGCACUCCCUGCAGGGGUUUAGCACUUGCUUGUUCUGCUAUGGUCAAACAGGAACCGGCAAGACCACCACAAUCUUAGGGAAACCGGAACCGACCUCAGAACAAGGGCUGCUGUUGCGGCUGGUGACCGACCUCUUUCAGCAGGUGAGCAUCUUGGGGGAGCAGGUUCAAUGCAGGGUGCAGAUUGUGGAAGUGCACAAUGAGAGGGUCAGAGAUCUGCUGACUGAGGGGAAUGACAGUCAGAAUCCAGAAGUUCAUGUUCAUCCUCAGCUUGGGGUUUAUUUGAAACAUGCUGUGGAUCAACCAGUGCAGUCCCUGGAUGCAUGCCUGGGCAUCAUCGAAGAUGCCUCGGGCCGUCAAACAGUGGCGUCCACUGCCAUGAACUCGCAAUCCUCCAGAGGUCACACGGUGUACAAGUUGAGUGUUGAACGCCACGGCGGAGACAACACCGUGAUGACCUCGGAGGUCUUCUUCGUGGACCUGGCGGGGCGUGAGAAUGAACGAACCACGCGGGUCUCGGGGGAGAGACUCGUGGAGUUGAGUUUCAUCAACCGAAGCUGGUGUUGGGAUGGCCAACCAGGAAGUCUCAUGUGGCUGUCCCAAUGCAUCUAUGCUUUGGGGAAUACAGCCAGUGGACGACGAAGUAAGAGGUUGAGCAGGUUGAAUGGUGAGGAAAGGCGCAGUGGGUCCUUCCGGCUCAGCAGCCUCAGAGACAGCAAGGAACUCACCCGCUCCAGCAUGAUUUCUGAGGAUUCUGAUGCCACCCCUCACCGCAGGGGCAGCAAAGCAGAGAACAACACCAUGGCGAGAUUUCGGAAUUCCAAACUCACACUGCUGUUGGCAAAGGCCUUGAGUGGAAAUUCCAAAACCUCAGUGAUUUGUACCUUGAGCCCUGCCAAAGCCAAUGCCGAAGAGAGCUGCACCACUUUGAACUUUGCGGCGAGCCUGAAGAGUGUGAAGGUCUUUGCCACACCUGCCACGCGAAUUGACAAGGACUCUCUGAUCAGUGGCUUGCAGUCUGAGUUGCAAGAAUUGCGCCAGCAGCUUUCCGCAGAUAAUUCGGUGGAAUUGUCAAGUCAACUGGAAGUAGCCAAUGGCAUGCUGGAGAAAUAUCGUGCCAGCUGGCAGCAAAAGAUAAAGGAGAAUCAACAGCUUCGGCAGCAAUGCAGUUCUGCUUUGCAAAGGUUGGGGCUGGCACGGUCUCGAAUUGCAGGGCGCUCUUUGACUCCAGAUCCCUAUUUGGCACUGGAGGGGAAAAAGGCACGUGAGGGGCGGCCCAGCUGCCCCCAUCUUGCCAGCUACGAUGAUCCAGAGCGCAGUGGGCGGAUGAUUUUUCCGGUGACAGACAAGAGUGAGUUCAGCUUGGGAUCUGCACCAGAGUGUCACUUUGUCCUUCCAGAAAGACAUGGCAUCGCCCCACGCUGUGCCUACCUUUGGUUGGAGGAUGACCGGCUUUUCAUCCGCGCCAGCAAUGGCAUCCCUGUGCCGCGGGUGGAGGUGAACCAUCAGCGACUUGCGGUGGAUGAGGUGAAGGAGCUCUUUCAUGGAGAUUUUUUGGUCUUUGGCAGCGCCUGCUGUUUCUUCGUUUGUUUGGACGACUUGGCCGUGUCAGAUUCGCACAGGGUACGAAAGUUGCCAGCCUGGUGGGCUUUGGGGAUGAAAGAGCGCACCAAGGUGAUGCAAGAAAUUCUGGAUUCAGAUGCAACAUCCAAGGAGCUUCAGGUGGCUCUACACUACAUGUCCGUUUUGCAAAGCCAGAAUUUGGACAGCGAAGGCUUGCGAAAUUUGGACAAGUUCUUGGGCUCUGCGAAACGAGCUGCAGAGUUGGUCUCGGAGGGCAAUGCUUUAACGGGUGCCCUGAAGCCGUUGUCAAAACUGAAACUCGAGCUAUCAUCCAUAGCUCCCGUGAUGUUGUAUGGAUACGGAGACAACUGUGGGGUGCCAGAGCUUUGUAUUCGACUUGUCAAAGACCUUCGACCAAAAAUGCCUGAGGUGGAGACCCUUGCAUUUUGGACGUUGGCACAGUUCCAGGUGCGCCUGAGGAUAAUGCGUGAGCUGCACGAGAAACGGCUUCACAGUCCGGACACUUUUGCGCUGGAUGCUAGGGCUGAUCCUUGGGCUGAGCAUGCUGUGCCCAGCUCUUCUCGUCGUAUGGGGGCUUCUGAGUUGCGGGGUGAUAUUCACUCAGAAGCAGCGAAGGUGGGCGUUGGUACCUCAAGUUUGGCCCAGGAGCGCAGUGAGAUGACUCAGAUCUUAGAUGACCACAGUGACCACAGGGAAGGCCAGUAA
Messenger RNA from Cladocopium goreaui, 3418 nucleotides. The record is from the annotation of a GenBank genome assembly. NCBI's taxonomy places the organism in Eukaryota, Dinophyceae, Suessiales, Symbiodiniaceae.